This is a messenger RNA of Cuscuta campestris, 647 nucleotides long. The record is from the annotation of a GenBank genome assembly. Lineage: Eukaryota; Viridiplantae; Streptophyta; Magnoliopsida; Solanales; Convolvulaceae.
CUUAAAACAAUUUUUUCUAGCUAAUUUCAGUUUUUCAGCUGCCAUUAAUAGAAAUUAGAAUGGAGGAAUCCACCGUCGCGGUGGCCGCCGCCACGAGUCUGCAGAAGAAAGCUCCGGUGGUGGCGGACGGUGACCGUGAAUCCGCGGGGAGGAGGAGGAUGCCGUACAACCCUUUUAUCUCCUUGGAAGAUGGGUCUCCUUGUAAUGAUCAUCAGACCGUGGCGGCGGCGCCGCUUUUGUCUCCGGCGGUGGUGGCGGUUGACGGAACGACCCGACAACGGGAUUAUGAGGUGGCGGCGGCGGUGCAGAAUAACGGCCAGUUUUGGUGCCAUCCGGCGUUGGAGCCUUUCGUCCACCCCGCCUCGGUUUUGGCAGGUUUUGAGUCGAAAUGUUCUUUGGAGAAUAAUGUAGCUCCGGCGGCGCUGACCACCACCGGGACUAGUAAUUAGCUCACCGGCGGCCGGCAGGCCUUUCUUUGCUUAAUAAUUUUGAUAGAUUUAUUUUUUUGGCUUCCUUUUUAGACUUUGUUAUUUGGAUUGUAAUUUCAGAGUUAAAUAGAAAAAACUAGAAAUCGUUGAAAAAUAUUGAAAAAUUUACGUGUUAAAAGGUCACUUGAUUAAUCAUGCAAAUAAAUAUAUUGGAAAACU